GAGCGUUCCCACGCCCCGCGUCCGCCGGGAGCGGGGAUGGAGGCGGGAGCGGGGCCGGGAGCGGGGCCGGGAGCGGGGCCCUGGAUCGCCUGCGUGGUGACCGGCGCUUCUCGGGGCUUCGGGCGCAGCCUGGCAAGGCUGCUGGCUCCGCGGCUGGGCUCGGGCUCGCUGCUGGUGCUGGUGGCGCGUUCGGCGGCGGCGCUGGCCGAGCUGGCGGCCGAGCUGCGGGGCAGCGGCCCCGGCCUGCGGGUGGAGUGCGUGGCCGCCGACCUGGGCUGCCAGGAGGGGCUGCGGCGGGUGGUCGGUGCCUUGCAGGAGCUGCUGCCCACCGUCCCGCCCGGCCGCCUGCUCCUCGUCAACAACGCCGGCUCCCUGGGAGACAUCUCCAAAUCCUUCCUCGACCUCACCGACCCGGAUGAGAUCAACAGCUACUUUGCCUUCAACGUCACCUCGGCACUGUGCCUCACCUCUGCAGCCCUGCAAGCCUUUGGGACACGGCCUGGCUCGAGCAGGACGGUGGUGAACAUCUCCUCCCUCUGUGCUGUGAAGCCCUUCAAGAACUGGGCCCUGUACUGCAGCGGGAAGGCUGCCCGGGACAUGAUGUUCCAGGUCUUGGCACUCGAGGAGCCCGAUGUCCGUGUGCUCAGCUACGCUCCGGGUCCUCUGGACACAGACAUGCAGCUCUUGGCCCGCACCAAGACUGGAGACCCUGAGAUGCGUCAGUUUUUCCAGAGCCUGCAGCAGAGCCAGCAGCUGAUAGACUGCACCGUGUCAGCCCAGAAGCUGGUGAAUCUCCUGGAGGAAAACACCUUCCCCUCUGGUGCCCACGUGGAUUUCUACGAAAUCUGAGCUUCUCUCACUUCUACCUUUGCCUUCAUGCUUUGCUUUCUUCUUCUGUCCACCGAGCUGCUUCUUGGGUGCCUCCAGCAUCUUGGGUGAUCUGGCCUGAGUCCUGAGUGCUGUGCAGCUUUCAGGAGAAGACCUCUGGGUGUCUUAUAAUACUUUUAUCGCCCUGAUGGGGCUGGGGAGCAGUUAGUGCUUCACUGCUCUCUGUAGCUGUGGAGCCCUGCUGGGUACUCACUGGCUGGAGCAGGGAAUUCUCAGAAUCUGGGGAUGAAGGAGGAAAGGUGGCUUUUCCAAGGAAAUGGGCAUGGAGCUUAAAGCUCUCCUGUGCAGCAGUGUGUCUGAGCCAAAGAGGUACCAAGACACAUGAGGCCAGGUCAGAAAGCCACCCCAGAAGGUCUCAAAGAAGCCAACAGAAGGGUUAGAGCUGAGCGUCCCUGUGUCUGUCCCCAUUGCCCCACAGGAGCUGCUUGCUCAGCACCUGAGCAAGUCACCAAAGGACAAAAGAGUCAUUCCCAGGGCUGGAAGUAGUAGCUGUUACCUUAGAGCUCUGACUCUCCAUCCCCCAUCUCACCGUGGCUUGUCCAGACUCCUGCAGUUCUGGAAUCGUCUCUGUGGGUUUUGUGCACGAAGAUGUGGAGCAAAGCCCAUCCCUGUGUUUUUUGCACAAAGGCAAUAAAUCACCAGGAGAGGAAGCUGGCCAUGGAGAAGACAAAUUUUGGGUGCCUGACUGGGGUCACCAGCCUAUUCAACCUGUCCCCAGGUGCAGCAUGGGUUAGAGCUCAUCUGAGACACAGCCCUGAGUUCAUCCCAUGCUCCUGUUGUCAGGUUCUGGCCCCAAGCCUGGGUUUGGGGCUUCAGCCCCUCCUGUAGGUGUUUAACCUUAUUUUUCCAUGAAGUUCCAGAUGGCAGAGGUCCUUCUAGAAAGUGGCUGAUCUGCAGUGUGUGUUGAUGGAGGAAAGUCACUUUGAAGCUCAGUGGCAUCUCCUGCGUGUCCUGGAAGUGCCCAGUGUUCCUCUGGGGUCAGUGACAGCAGCCUUCCUGCAGUCCUCUCUCUCAACCCUGCAUCUCAAAUUUAGUCCACUUUGAUCUACAAUCAUUAAAGGUUUCAUGUCUA
Molecule: messenger RNA, 1960 nt
Organism: Apus apus (common swift)
Lineage: Eukaryota; Metazoa; Chordata; Aves; Apodiformes; Apodidae
Product: sepiapterin reductase-like
Exons: 3
Coding region: 37-849 (270 amino acids)
Biological process (GO): tetrahydrobiopterin biosynthetic process
Molecular function (GO): sepiapterin reductase (NADP+) activity
Source: RefSeq, a predicted model, not a curated record